GCAUAACAGUGUAUAGUUACAAAACCAGCAAUUAUCUAACAGCAAACACAGCGUGACUCAGCCCCUUCUGUAAGCGUAUAAGAGCCAGCCACAGACCCUAGCCAUUAUCUGCAGAUCUCCCUGGAAAGCUUCUAAAAUGUUGAAAACGGUGAAACAAGCUUUAUUCUCAACUGGACUUCAGAAUCCAAAAUAUACUGCAGUCGAGAAUGAGGGUUCAGAAUAUGAGACUCGCAAUUAUGAACCUGCCAAAUGGAUGAGCACUUCAUUGGAAUCCGUCAAAGACUGGGACUCUGCUGUUGGUACUGGUUUUAUGCGUCUCUUUAACUACAUCCAAGGAAACAAUGAAAAGAAAAUGAAGGUUGACAUGACUGCGCCAGUGACAACUUUUAUUCAGCCUGGAGCAGGACCUGCCUGUGAAUCCACUAUUACCGUGUCAUUUUAUAUCCCUCCUGAACAUCAGGAUGAUCCACCUAAACCAGCUGAUACUGAUGUCUUUAUUGAAGAAAGAGCAGAAUUAACUGUUUAUGUCAGGUCUUUUGGUGGGUUUACAAAUGCAGCAAAGAACCAAGAACAACUUUUGCAGCUGUCAGAAAGUCUGAAACGUGAUGGAAAGUCUUUUGAAGAAACUACAUACUACACAGCAGGAUACGACAGUCCUUUUAAGCUAUUUAAUCGACACAAUGAGGUGUGGUUGAUAGCAAAACCCUGAAAAUCAAAACAAAUAGAAGAAAGGGAAAAUGAAAAACAUUGUUACAAAGAAAGGCAACUUUUGCCAUAAAUAUUUUAUAACUUGCCGAUGCGCUGAGAAACCUAUAAAAUAAUUAUAGUUCAACAGAAAAUUAUGUGUAACCUGUUAGCCUUUUUUGUUUGUCUAUCAAAA
Molecule: messenger RNA, 880 nt
Organism: Spea bombifrons (plains spadefoot toad)
Lineage: Eukaryota; Metazoa; Chordata; Amphibia; Anura; Pelobatidae
Gene: HEBP2
Product: heme binding protein 2
Exons: 5
Coding region: 137-709 (190 amino acids)
Cellular component (GO): cytoplasm
Source: RefSeq, a predicted model, not a curated record